This is a messenger RNA of Microtus ochrogaster (prairie vole), 1975 nucleotides long. RefSeq names its product chromosome 1 C19orf47 homolog (gene C1H19orf47). NCBI's taxonomy places the organism in Eukaryota, Metazoa, Chordata, Mammalia, Rodentia, Cricetidae. The record is from RefSeq and is a predicted model, not a curated record. Gene Ontology annotation, cellular component: nucleus.
GCUGGCGGUUGGCGCGACCCGGAGGGCGGGCAGGCGGCUCGCGGGGGUGCAGGCCCGCGGGGCCAGGCUCUCCAUGCAGAACCACUGAGAUGUGCAUAUUCCCAGCUCCUGGCACAGAGUAAACACUCGUGAGGACCUGCUCCAUGGGCUUCGGAAUCAGAGAGAACUCGCUUCGGAAUCUCAGAAAGGUUCCAGGAAGCAGAGUCAAGGCCAGGGAGACGAUGGUCUCAGUGACUAUGGCCACUUCUGAGUGGAUCCAGUUCUUCAAGGAAGCUGGCAUUCCCCCAGGACCUGCUGUGAAUUAUGCUGUGAUGUUUGUGGAUAAUCGGAUCCAGAAGAGCAUGCUGCUAGAUCUCAAUAAGGAAAUCAUGAACGAGCUGGGCGUGACUGUAGUGGGUGACAUCAUUGCCAUCCUCAAGCAUGCCAAGGUGGUACACCGCCAGGACAUGUGCAAAGCUGCCACUGAAUCAGUGCCCUGCAGCCCCAGCCCCCUCCAGGGUGAGCUUCGCCGCGGCGCCGCUAGCGCUGCUUCUCGAAUGAUCACCAACAGCCUGAACCAUGACUCUCCACCCCACACUCCGCCAAGGCGCUCGGACACCAGCAGCUCCAAGAUCUCCGUCACCGUGUCCAACAAGAUGGCAGCGAAGAGUGCCAAGGCUGCCGCUCUGGCCCGCAGGGAGGAGGACAGCCUGGUUGUUCCUACCAAGAGGCGGCGGGUGACAGCCGAGAUGGAGGGAAAGUACAUCAUCCACAUGCCCAAGGGGACCACCCCCCGUACACGCAAGAUCCUGGAGCAGCAGCAGGCAGCGAAAGGUCUCCAUAGAACAUCCGUGUUCGAUCGCCUUGGUGCUGAGACCAAAGUAGACACUACGACAGGGACUAAGCCCACAGGAGUUUUCAGCCGCUUAGGGGCCACCCCGGAGAUGGAUGAGGAUUUGGCCUGGGACAGUGACAAUGACAGCAGCAGCUCUGUCCUGCAGUAUGCUGGGGUCCUAAAGAAGCUAGGACGGGGCCCCACCAAGGCCAGUCCCCAGCCAGCACUGACUGUCAAAGCCAAAGCUACAAGCUCUGCAACCACAACAGCUCCAAGACUGCGGCGCCUGGCGCUUCCCUCUCGUCCUGGACCAGAGAAGAAGCUGGAGUCCCUGCCCAAAGUCAGUGUCCUUCAGAGACUGGGCAAGACUGCUAUUGUGGCUGAGGCCCAGGACAGCCAGGUUACAAGCACCAAGAGUAAGUCCUCAGCUGAGGUCAAGUUCGCCAUUAAGAGGACACUGGUAGGGCCCCGGGGGAGCAGCUCUAUUGAGAGCCUUGGUGCCCAGAUGGACCAUGCAGGCGCUGUGAGCGUGUUCAAAAGACUGGGCCGAAGGACCUUCUAGCUGGCACGCAGGGUGGGGUGCAGCAUGCAAUGGCAGGCAGGUUCCUGCUUCCGUCCCUUCCAGCCUUCCUGCCUCCCAGCUCUAGAUGACAUAAAGCCUGGCUCUUUCCAGCAUUCAUGCUGGUUCCAAGCACUUGGGUACACAGGCAUUUCCCCUGGUUUUGGAUGUUCCUGUGGCCUGACCUUGCCUGCUCUGGGACCCUCCCUUUCUGUGUCGUCAUGUCGUCACCCCCCAUCCUCCCGUCCCCCGUCCUCUGUGCACUAGCCGUGGCCUUGGCACAUUCUCCUUUUCUACCUCUCCCCAAAGCCAAGUGCCCUGCCCCUUCCAUGCAGCCCACCCCCACCAGCAGCAUCUGCUGCCUUAUGUCUUCCUGUCCUGGCUGCCCCACCGGAGGUGUCACCUGGAGGCACCCCCUUUGCCCUACCCUGUGGCUUCCCUUCCUCCCCCUUCCCCUGCUGUAGUCUCUCUUCUCUUCACUCUUUUCAUUUCUCUUCUGUUUUCUGUCCCUGUGGCAAGGCCCGACCGUCCGCUGCAUCCUGCCUGACCCUCCUGCACCUCUGACCUCCCAGCGGCCCCCUCGUCGACGGUGGCGUCGAACC